Molecule: messenger RNA, 258 nt
Organism: Oikopleura dioica
Lineage: Eukaryota; Metazoa; Chordata; Appendicularia; Copelata; Oikopleuridae
Source: the annotation of a GenBank genome assembly
AUGGCCGAUUCGAAGCUCAAGGUUGAGAAGCAACACGAUCUCGGAGUUCUCGAAGAGGAUGACGAAUUCGAGGAAUUCCCUGCUGAAGACUGGAAGCAAGUCAACGAUGACGAGAAGGUCGAUGAAGUCUGGGAAGAGAACUGGGAAGAUGACAAUAUUGAAGACGACUUCUCCAUUCAGCUCCGAGCCGAGCUGGAAGCUAAGGGCCACAAGCUGGAACAACUGGUCGUUCCCAAGAGCGAGCAAGCGGAAAAUUAA